Aaosphaeria arxii CBS 175.79 is the source of this 1077-nucleotide messenger RNA. RefSeq lists its product as uncharacterized. NCBI's taxonomy places the organism in Eukaryota, Fungi, Ascomycota, Dothideomycetes, Pleosporales. The transcript has a single exon. The coding region runs from base 265 to 717 and encodes 150 amino acids. The record is from RefSeq and is a predicted model, not a curated record.
AAGUUUUCCAUUAAUUACAGUACGCAUGACAACGUGAUAUUGAUUGUUGUUGAGAGAUUAUUUUCUGGGUUUCGAAAAUCACGAAUCUGUCUGUCUGCUGGGUCGCGGGAGUGCACGGCGACGGAUCGCCUCGAAGGAACGAUUCACAGGCGCCGGAUGGUGGUUCCGUUAGGUUACGAGUACCACUCUGUUCUGUAUCUUCUACGAGGGGCAGCGAGGCACAGUAGACUUUUUCAUUUGCGGGAGGGCUAGGUUAGGUGGAUUAUGGACUUGACUUGGGGGCUCGGGACUUGGGAGUUGGGACUCGAGAGGCCAGCUGGGCAGGUUAGUUUCAAGACUAUCUUACCUUACCUGACCUUACCUUUCGAUGCCCUGGGAGGCUGGGACCGAUGGGAAGCAGCCCAGCAUUACAAGGCUAAGCCUGUGCCUGACUCCAUGGCCAUGCGGGCCGGACGGGAAUUGGGUGUUUUUUCAUCUGGUUUGGGUAGAGAUUCUCUGGGAGUGGGUAUCAAUCCAGAGAGAGGACAGGAUGGCAAGGCGGCCAGCUCAAACUGUGCCUCUGUACUGUGCAUGUUAGUUGUUUUGAAAGGAGAAGAAGAACACCUGGAGGGCUUAGGUUCUGUUGCUAUGUUCGAUGGCGCAGCUCUCAUAAGCGGGGCAGGUGAGCAGGAAAAGAAAAGACGGAGACGCGCAAUAACGGAGGACGCACCGGGUUGAGGCCGGCCUGGCGUGUCUAGCAGUUUGGCAGUAUUGUCAACCAUGGGAUGAACCUGGAUCGCGACGGUCCAUGGCGGGUAGUCUAGCGAUGGCAUGUUUGUUUAGUCGUAGCCCAUAGCUUGAGGCCUGUAUCCUGUAGGUGGAAAGUGGGAUGGAUUGAGUAUCGGUGCACGUAUGGACAGAUUAGUUACUUGGAUCAUUGAGAAGAUGGCGGAAGGGAUCAUGCAGGUCGAUAGAACAAUGAGCUUGGGGGGUUUCUUCCGACCGGGGUUGCAUGGUGAGUAGUAAGUAAGGUAUCAUCGUCUUGUAUUGGUGAAUCUUGUCCGAGUAUGUGCUUGCAUGUAUCGUGGGAGUGUGGUG